Symphalangus syndactylus (siamang) is the source of this 1053-nucleotide messenger RNA. RefSeq names its product melanocortin 2 receptor accessory protein (gene MRAP). Gene Ontology annotation, biological process: protein localization to plasma membrane; regulation of adenylate cyclase-activating G protein-coupled receptor signaling pathway. Gene Ontology annotation, molecular function: signaling receptor regulator activity; type 1 melanocortin receptor binding; type 4 melanocortin receptor binding. NCBI's taxonomy places the organism in Eukaryota, Metazoa, Chordata, Mammalia, Primates, Hylobatidae. The record is from RefSeq and is a predicted model, not a curated record. Gene Ontology annotation, cellular component: plasma membrane; endoplasmic reticulum.
UUUGGAGUUUUAUCAAGAAGGGGCAGGAUGGGAAGCUCUGCUGGAUGCUGGCGUUGUGAGGCACACCCCCCCUGACCUUUCUUCCAGCCAAAUAGCUCUGAUAAGUGGGCAGACCUUGAGCCUAGAGACCCACAGACACACUUGGACGAUUCCUACAGAAAUCAGUGAGGCAGUCUCCUCCCAGGGGCUUGGCGCCUGGCUCCAGAGGCGAGGCUGCUGGCCCGGAGGCUGACUGCCCAGUGCCACAGACAUGGCCAACGGGACCAAUGCCUCUGCCCCAUACUACAGCUAUGAAUACUACCUGGACUAUCUGGACCUCAUUCCUGUGGACGAGAAGAAGCUGAAAGCUCACAAACAUUCCAUCGUGAUCGCAUUCUGGGUGAGCCUGGCUGCCUUCGUGGUGCUCCUCUUCCUCAUCCUGCUCUACAUGUCCUGGUCUGGCUCCCCACACAGGAGGAAUGGCCCCAAGCACCACCAAACAUGCCCCUGGAGUCACAGCCUCAACCUCCACCUCUGCAUCCAGAAGUGCCUGCUGCGCCACAGGGAACCCCUGGGGACCUCACAGGCUCAGGUGAGCUCAGUGGAGCCAGGGAGCAGAACUGGCCCUGACCAGCCGCUACGACAGGAGAGCUCCUCCACCUUGCCCCUUGGGGUUUUCUAGGCCCACCCCACUCUCCUCUGGGAACUGACCCUCAAUGGGGGUCCCCUCAUCAGGAGCAAGCCCAGCGAGCCUCCCCCUGGAGACAGGACCUCUCAAUUGCAGAGCUGAUGUCAGUAAAUCGUGGCCAUAGCUGAGCGAACUGGUGAAAUCAAGCCAACCUGGACACAUACGUUCCUCGUUCUUCUUAGAGGCCGUCUGCAUGUAGCAGAAAGGGCACCUAGGUCAAGUGCAACUAGAGCAGGAGCAUCCUAUGCCUUUGACAAAGAUUGCAGUGGCCCCUCGAAUGCAGAGGUCAUCCCAGGUGUUGCUGAGUUUAUUGAGCACACCUAGCCUGCUUGCUUACUGCUUAUAUUUGCUUAGGGAAGAGUAGGAAAAUAAAAUAUAUGCAAAUC